AUGAUCGGAACCGGGCUUGGAUCAGCUCGAGCUCUUUCGUCUAGCUUCGUAAACGUUGAACAAAGGGGAUUGCCCUCUCUGCAGCAAUCUAUUCGUCGCCGCCAACUAGCCCUCCGGACUUCACGGCAUGAAGUGCGGGCAUCCGUCGCAGGAGAUAGAAGUGAUUGCUCGCGCGAGGAUGUAGCGAAGGAUUCGGUCCCCUCGGACCCCCCUGCGUCGCGGAGCGGAGGCGGCACCAUUCUCGGUGCAGUCACGCUCAUUAUUGGCUCGUCCGUCGGCGCGGGCGUUCUGGCCUUGCCUUCCGAAACCGCUCCUGCGGGCUUCUUCCCCUCGUCCAUGGUCCUCAUCGGCUGUUGGGCUUUCCUCGUUCUCGAGGCGCUGCUGCUGGCCGAAGUCAAUGUCGCUCUGCUCAAGGAGCGGUCCGAUAAGAGCAAGACCGCUAACGCGUCUUCGUCAUCCGAUGCCGAGGCUGAGCGAGGGUCGGACGUUCUCUCCUACCGAACCAUGGCCGAGGCGACACUCGGGCCGCUGGGCGGCACGAUCGCAACCGCGGCGUAUCUAUUCUUGUCGUUUACGUUGAUGGUGGCGUAUUUCGCCAAGGGCGGCGAAGUGAUGUCGUUGGGGACGGAUCUGCCGCGUUGGCUCGGUGCAUCGGGGUUCGCAGUGGUGCUCGGCGGUUUGAUCUACUGCGGAAACACGCGCACUGCUGACCUGGAAUCUUCGCGGCCCUGGUUUGCGGAGGGCUCCACCCUCGCCGACUGGGACCAGCUGGGCUUCGCGGAUUGGUCCGACAUGUCAUCCACGCUCCCCGUCAUCUUCCUCGCGCUCGUCUUCCACGAUCUCGUCCCCGUCCUCUGCGCGUACCUCGACGCGGAUCUCCGGAAGAUCCGCACCGCGCUCCUCGUCGGCAGCUCUGUGCCGCUCGCGAUGUUUCUAACCUGGGAUGCCAUUGUGCUCUCCAUCUCGCCGUCCUCCAUCGCCGCCGCCGGCGCCGCCGGAGCCGCUGCCGGCGCUAACGCCGGGGAUCUCGCCUCGUCCGUCCUCUCGUCCGUUUCCGCCGUUGGAUCUUCGUUCGCGAAUCUCGCGUCGUCGUUCCCUACGUCUCUAGCGACCGCGCUCUCAGCCCCCGCGCUUCCAGCUCUCGCGUUCCCCGCUCAGGACCCCUUCCAGCUGUUCAUGCACCAGGCCACCCCCCUCCAAUCAGCCGCCGUUCUCGCGUUCUCUUUUCUAGCCGUUGCCACGUCAUUCCUCGGUUCCUCGCUCGCCCUAUCGGAGUUUUACAUGGAGCAGAUUGGUAACUUGGUUUUCGGCGGGAAAGCCGCGGAGACCAAAGCGGAGGAUCAGUUGCAGAAGCAACAGGAGGGUGGUACUAGCGGGGUUGAUAUUAAGGAAGCCGGAAUUAGGGUUCGUUAG
Messenger RNA from Closterium sp. NIES-65, 1413 nucleotides. NCBI's taxonomy places the organism in Eukaryota, Viridiplantae, Streptophyta, Zygnematophyceae, Desmidiales, Closteriaceae. The record is from the annotation of a GenBank genome assembly.